This is a messenger RNA of Helianthus annuus (common sunflower), 2256 nucleotides long. Its product is annotated as eukaryotic translation initiation factor 5B-like. The record is from RefSeq and is a predicted model, not a curated record. Lineage: Eukaryota; Viridiplantae; Streptophyta; Magnoliopsida; Asterales; Asteraceae. The coding region runs from base 1 to 2256 and encodes 751 amino acids. The transcript is spliced from 6 exons.
AUGAGUGACCAGUGGUCACCCAACAGAAGGGAGGUUCCGGUGUUGAAGAUCGGCGAUCAAGAGGCGCAACUGUAUCAAGCUGCCUUCUCUACAUUUGGUGGUUCCAUGGGCGUGCGCCCAUUGCGCGAUGAUGAAGAAAGCUGGUAUGACCAGAUUAAGGGCAACUUCAUGUUUCCGGUUGAAGGUGCCUUUGCUUCGCCGCCAACCGCUACUGAAGGCUUGUCGCGUACAGCUAAGGCAAAAACUGGUGCAGGUGGCUCGAAAAGCUCUGGGAGCGCGGGUUCUCGUAACCCUGAUGCUGGCGCGACCCCUGAAGAUGAUGAGGCGGAAGAAGAAGAUGCGGCUGCCCAACUGAUUGGCAGGAAGAGAGGUAGGAGCGAAACCACGGCUGGUGUGGCUUCCGCGCCUACUGCUGUUGUGCUUCCCGUGGUUGGGAAAACGAGCAACUUGCGCUCGUUGUAUAAAUUUUCUCCGGAGAUCAAGAAGAAGACCCCUGAGAAGGGUGUCACGUUCAGUGAGGCUGCGUCGAAGAGGCCGAAGAUUACUAUCAAGUCCUCUGAUACUGCUGCUCAGGACGCCGCGAAGGCUGCUGAGGCGCAGCGAAAGGCGGAGGAGAAUCAGAGGAGAGAAGAAGCAAAGAAGAAGAAGAUUGAGGAGGAGAAGAGGAGGAAGGUUGAAGAAGAGAGAAAGAGGAAGGAGGAGGAGGAGAGAAAAAGGAAAGCGGAGGAGGAGAGGGUGGCCGAAGCGGCGAAAAAGAGGGCCCUGGAGGAGUUGGAAAAGAAGAAGGCUAUGGAGCAGCCUGUUAAUGUUCAAGGGCCUGAGGUUACAAACCCUACCCACUCCGCGCAUGUCAUUACUUCUAAGGGUGCGGGUCGAUAUGCUUCCAGCAGCGCGAGCUCUGGUGGUGCAGGGGGUUUUAACCCAAACGUGAUCGGGGCGAAGGACACCGUUGGCGAUAUCUACUAUAAAACUUACAAUGAAGAAGAACGCGGCGAUGCUCCUCACCAAGCCCCUUGGAGCUUAAAGCAAAAAGAUACAUUUCAUGAAUUUGGCGCUUGCCGCGAGUGGUUUUUGAAUUCGUUUACCCCUGCAGAGGUCAACCGGCAAAGGGCGAAACCCCAUGAAUUGUUAUAUCGCACCUUUAUACUUGGAGAGGCCAACGCUCGUGCUGCCAAUCACCAAAUAGUUCGCGAAUGGCGGACAAUGGUUAGAGAGCGCGCCGACUGGGAGGCUUAUCGUGAGCGCUCGUUAAAACGUAUUGCUGAGUUUGAAAAGUCCAAGGCUGCUCUUGGUGAGGAGAGAGCCAAAUUUGAAGCCGAUAAGAAGGCCGAAGAAUGGGGCCGCGAGGGCCUGCAAAAGAAACUCCACAAUGUUGAGGAGCAACUGGCCAAGGAGAAGGCCGAGUUUAAACGUAUUUGCGCCCAAGACAACGAGCGCGCCUACGCGGCUCGACAGAAGAUUGUUGAUCUUGAGGCUAAAGUUGCUGAUUUGACAUCGAAGGUAGAGGAGGCGCAUGGAGAGAAGGCUGCCAAGCAGCAGAUGGAGGUUGAGUUAUCUGAGGCCAAGGUGCAGCUGUCUAGCAAGGACAGAGAUCUCCACGCCAAGGACGCUGAGAUUGCGGAGCUCAAACGUCGCUUGAACGAGCAAAUCGAUAGAUGUGAGUCAUUGGAGAUCGACCUGGAGGCCGAGAGGGUUAAGGCUGCUACAGCUGAGGAGGCGCGUGCUGUCAGCACUGCCGCGCUUAACGUGGCUCAGACCAACUACUCCGAGGCCCUAGGCAUCGUUGACACGCUUGUCUCGGAGGCUGAAUGGAUGCGCACUCGUGGAGUAGCGCUGGUUGCCAACUCCAUCUUAAAUGCUGGCGAGCUCGAUCGCGCUGUUGCUGCUCUCACGGAUGCGGCGCGUGCGGUGGGUCAUCGAGGAGGUUACUUGGAAUGUGUCAGUCACGUUGAGCAGGUGCUAGGGAAAGAAUUUGAUGUAAGCCAUUGCUCGGUGACUGAACGUGCUGAUGCUGCGCUUGCACAUGCUGAAAACUCGUAUGACAACCUUACCUUGCCUAUCAUGGAUCUGGUUGUGGAAUCUUUGAAAAAAGACGACUGGUGCCAGCGUCUUAAAGCAGUCCUCGACCCGCCAGUUACUGUCGAACUAUCCGAUGAAGAACCAGCUGGUGAUGACGGUGGAGAUGGUGAUGAUGAUGGCAACGAUGACGAUGGUGAGGAUGACGGAGAGGAUGAUGGUGAUCGACGCGAUGAAUAG